UCCCUCACGGCGGGGCGGGGCGGGGCGGGCGUCGCCACCACUCCACCGGCUGAUCCGGGUUCUGUGGCAGACACUGUGGUAGCUGCCAAUCGGCGGCGGCGCCGGGCCUGGCACCGCCCCCCGGCGGCUCCCCACAGGGCCGGGCCGGAGCGGCCGACGCCGCCGGUGGCUGGGUUCGGUGGGUGUUCGGUCCCCCGCCGAAGAUGAACAUCAUGGACUUCAACGUGAAGAAACUGGCGGCCGAUGCUGGUACUUUUCUGAGCCGCGCCGUGCAGUUCACUGAAGAAAAGCUUGGUCAAGCAGAGAAGACUGAACUGGAUGCUCACCUGGAGAACCUUCUUGGCAAAGCAGAAUGCACAAAACUCUGGACAGAAAAAAUAAUGAAACAAACAGAAGUCUUAUUGCAGCCAAAUCCAAAUGCCAGAAUAGAAGAAUUUGUGUAUGAGAAGCUGGACCGCAAAGCACCAAGUCGCAUGAACAAUCCAGAAUUACUAGGCCAGUAUAUGAUUGAUGCUGGGAAUGAAUUUGGUCCGGGAACAGCCUAUGGAAAUGCACUCAUUAAAUGUGGAGAAACACAAAAGCGAAUUGGGACAGCAGACAGAGAACUCAUUCAAACUUCUGCUAUAAAUUUUCUCACUCCCCUAAGAAACUUUAUUGAAGGAGAUUACAAAACUAUUACUAAAGAACGAAAGCUAUUACAAAAUAAAAGACUAGAUUUGGAUGCAGCAAAAACCAGAUUGAAGAAGGCAAAAGUUGCAGAAGCUCGAGCUGCAUCUGAACAGGAAGUGCGGAUUACUCAGAGUGAAUUUGAUCGUCAAGCAGAAAUUACCAGGCUUCUGCUGGAAGGAAUUAGCAGCACGCAUGCACAUCAUCUUCGCUGUCUGAAUGAUUUUGUUGAAGCUCAGAUGACCUAUUAUGCACAGUGUUACCAAUAUAUGUUGGAUCUCCAGAAGCAACUUGGAAGCUUUCCAUCUACUUUCCUCUCUAAUAAUAAUCAGUCUUCCUCAACUCCUGUGCAGAGUGUUUCUGCCCCCUCAGUCUUGGCCUCAGCCCCUGCUUCAUUGCCUUCAGUAAGCAAUUCAAUAGUUACUUCAGGCAUCAGUGAACUGAAGUCAUCAAGUGGCAGCAGGAAAGCUAGAGUUCUCUACGAUUACGAUGCUGCAAACAGCAGUGAAUUAUCACUACUUGCAGAUGAGGUGAUAACAGUGUACAGUAUCCCUGGCAUGGAUUCAGACUGGCUGAUGGGUGAAAGGGGAAAUCAGAAAGGCAAAGUGCCUAUUACUUAUUUAGAACUGCUAAACUAAAUGGUUGGCCUGAAUAAAGACUGUCAAUUAUGGCAACACCAUAUUUAUAUACAAUUAACGUUAUGUAAGCAGGUUUUAAGUGUCUUCCAUGUUAUUGUCUUGAGGGACAAAUACCAGCCAUUAGAAACUGGCUUUUCUGCCAGCAUGGUUGCAUGGUAAAUACUCUAUUCAAACUUAAUGUGUUUAAAGCUUUUACUUCAUGUGCCAAGAACAUGUUUCCUACAGAUUUGUUUCUACUGAAGUUUUCACUAAUACAAGCUUAUACUUUUGAGUAAUCUAGAUUGAAAGCAGGAGGUACUGUUUUCUACUGAAAUUUUUCAUUAAUGGCAAAGCUUUUCUUCACAUAAAAUAAACUUAUUGUGAACUGA
Molecule: messenger RNA, 1672 nt
Organism: Melopsittacus undulatus (budgerigar)
Lineage: Eukaryota; Metazoa; Chordata; Aves; Psittaciformes; Psittaculidae
Gene: SH3GLB1
Product: SH3 domain containing GRB2 like, endophilin B1
Exons: 9
Coding region: 204-1304 (366 amino acids)
Biological process (GO): membrane organization
Cellular component (GO): cytoplasm; membrane
Molecular function (GO): protein binding
Source: RefSeq, a predicted model, not a curated record